Anopheles gambiae (African malaria mosquito) is the source of this 733-nucleotide messenger RNA. It is a transcript of the gene HINT1, whose product is annotated as adenosine 5'-monophosphoramidase HINT1. Gene Ontology annotation, biological process: purine ribonucleotide catabolic process. NCBI's taxonomy places the organism in Eukaryota, Metazoa, Arthropoda, Insecta, Diptera, Culicidae. Bases 263 to 646 code for a protein of 127 amino acids. The record is from RefSeq and is a predicted model, not a curated record. Gene Ontology annotation, cellular component: cytoplasm; nucleus. Gene Ontology annotation, molecular function: hydrolase activity. The transcript has 2 exons.
AGUUUACACGUUCCACCACUGUGCACUGCAUAAAAUUGGGGGAAAAAUUAUAAUUUCCUUGAAAAACUUAAAUUGAAAACAUCUAAAAAUUUAUUCAAUCUUAACAAAAUGUUUAUUUCAUAAUUCAAACAAAGUUUCUUAUCGCUGAGCUCAUAAAAAUCAAUAUGACAUUACAAUUCCUUCACACACGUGUAAGCAUAUCUGCACUCAACCUGAUCCCUUGCUCCGCCCGGUGCAUGUUGUUUUAUUUCACCCGGAAAAAAUGUCGGAUGAAGUAGCGAAAGCGCAGGCAGCAGAUGCCUCAGCAAACGAUACCAUUUUUGGGAAGAUUCUACGCAAAGAAAUUCCCUGCACGUUCAUCUACGAGGAUGAUAAGUGUGUUGCAUUUAACGACGUCGCUCCGCAAGCACCGGUACACUUCCUCGUGAUUCCGCGCAAGACCAUUCCGCAGCUAUCGAAAGCGACGGAAGAGGACGAAGCGCUGCUCGGACAUUUGAUGCUCGUUGGCAAGAAGGUGGCCGCCGAGCAAGGCAUGGAGGAAGGGUUCCGUGUCGUCAUCAACGACGGCAAGAACGGUGCCCAGUCGGUUUACCAUCUGCAUCUGCACUUCCUCGGCGGACGGCAGAUGAAGUGGCCGCCGGGCUAAAGCGAUGUGCUGCUGCACGUACGCUGAGAUAAGAGUGUUUGUUUUUUUUUUGCAAAUAUCGAAUAAAAAGACAACAGGGAACGGAAA